AUCAAAUAUCAUGACAUGUUUACCCGAAUUAGGGAAAUUAAAGAACUUUAAUAUGGAUUGGUGUUUGCAUGUAAAGGAAGUGUGAACGUGCUUUUUAAGACAUUUAAUAAUGAAAAUUUGAAAACCGGGCUUAAUGCAUAUGCAUCGCCCUUGAUUAGCCUUAGCAGUCCGUACUGGCUAAUCCGGGACGAAACCUUCUGCUGUUAUUGUAUUUUUCAAUUAAAAUAAGCCUUUUCCAAACGGAAAUCCGGUUUGGGCGGAAAGUGUCGCUCCAGAUUAGCUUGUGCGGAUUGCACAGGCUUAUCUAGGGCGCUUCUUUACGCCCCUGCAUUAAGCCCGGUUUUUAUAGAGACCGAAUCGAAUACUUUUUGCAUAGCGAUAGGUUGGGUUUAAAUGUAUUUAUUUCGAUAUUUAAAUGAUGGAGGUUUUUCAUUUCGAAUGACAAAAUUAUUCGACGUACAAUUAAAUGGAAAAUGUUCACGGACUAGCAGUUUAAGGUGUUUACGGUAGCGCAUCUGAAAGUAAUAUUUUUACUACAUCGUUGUUUAUCGGUCAAUAUUUAACGAUAGCUUAAACAGCUUCCAAUCAGAAUGCGAUCAAGUUGUUUACUCGCUGAUCAACACCGCUAAUGGGAAAUUAUUUUAUAUCCAACAAUAGAUAUAUGCGCCCACCAUGAAGAUUUCUUGUUAAAUUCUUGAAUGUCCAUAAAAGUACCAAGAAAAACGCUUAUUUCGAUUGUUUUAAGCCAAGUACUAUCGGAGGGAAGUAACUAUGUGAAUAAAAUAUAUAUUAAGAAAAGCUACAUUUCCCUAUUAAGGCCAAAUACCAAGAAAUGUUUGAGUACGUGCUGCCGUAGUUAGGAAACUUGAUAUAUUUAAUAAAACCCACACAUAUUUGUAUGCCGGAUUAAAUGGGUUAUAUAUCACGCUUUAGUGACGACUUUUAUUACACUCAAGAAUAUGAAUAAUAUUCCGGUUAUCGCGAGGAUAAUGCAGUCAUAAACUUCCUGAUUUGACCUUGCAGUGGUUAUCAUGUUGAUAGGAAACAAUUUUGUCAAAGUGACCAUAUCAGUUUUCCGGAUACUACGUGAUUAUAUGUGAGAAAUCUAUCGGAUGUUAUUGAAGAUUAAACGUGUGAGAUACAACUCAGUAGUUCGUUGAAGUUUAUUUAAAGGAACAAUACAUAUCUGUGUUACCAAAUCGGAGGGUGUUUAACUUUGACUUUAAAUGUAUAUACUGCACUAAAUAUUUGAAAUUAUUUCAAAGACAGUACAUAAACAUGAACCUAUUAUUCAAACACACAUACGAGCCGUCAUCUUGGGAAACGGGGUUUAAUGCAUGUCGUCCCAGAUUAGCCUGUGCAGGCCGCUAAAGCUAACCAGGGACGACACUUUGCACUAUUAAGGAAUUUUUCGAUUAAAUAAAGUCUUUUCUUUCCGAAAAUUAUGUUCAAGUGGAAAGUGGCGUCCCUAAUCAGCCUGGGCGGUAUCCACUUGCUAAUCUUGGACGACACUUUAAUCUCAUGCAUUAAGUCCUGUUUUGCCAAAGCGAAUUUCAGGUGAAAAAAAGUAUAUUUUUUGUAAUAAGAUGUAAGCAAGAUCGUCAUUUGCACAGAUUAAAACCAAAAAGAAAUACAGUGCUGAAAACAGAAAUAGUUUAGCUGCACCUCCGGUUGACAAUGCAGGGCACCCAACCGAACUGGCCCGUUUGGAUCGGGCUAAGCCUGGAGCAUUUCUCCACCGAGGCAAAACAACUGAUGAGCACUGUUAUGAACAGUAGACACACGGGCUCGGCCAAUGACGUCAUUAGAAUGAGAAAUAGCCGCCCUGGUGCCUCCCACACUCAGUCGGACACGCCCCCCUCCAGCCCCGUACAGACGGACGCACGAGCAUCGCGGGCCUGCUGUUUUUGUUGGUGCUGUUGUUGUACUUGUUCAUGUUUAACAGUACGAAACGGCACGGGCAGACCAGACCGUGCUGGGACAAAAUCUGCAGAACCUGUGAACGAAGAACCUCUUACUAUAGAAGAAAUCCGAGGCUGGGCAGAAUCAUUCGACAAACUCAUGAAAAAAUCAAGUAAGUGUCCGUGAUUCGAUAAACCAGGAGAGUCGUAUGUAUAAAUGUUGUAUAUACACGUAUUGUUUUGAAUGUAUACCCAAUUGUUUGUAUUUAAUAAUAACUUUGUUUUUAAACUCAACAAUGCACAGUAUAAUGAUAUGUAAAUUGUGCAUUUUGCCUGUAAA
This is a messenger RNA of Dreissena polymorpha, 2241 nucleotides long. RefSeq names its product regulator of G-protein signaling 20-like. NCBI's taxonomy places the organism in Eukaryota, Metazoa, Mollusca, Bivalvia, Myida, Dreissenidae. Bases 1678 to 2088 code for a protein of 136 amino acids. The record is from RefSeq and is a predicted model, not a curated record. The transcript is spliced from 5 exons.